This is a messenger RNA of Kuraishia capsulata CBS 1993, 3447 nucleotides long. RefSeq lists its product as uncharacterized. The transcript has a single exon. Gene Ontology annotation, cellular component: IRE1-TRAF2-ASK1 complex. Gene Ontology annotation, molecular function: protein serine/threonine kinase activity; RNA endonuclease activity; ATP binding. The record is from RefSeq and is a predicted model, not a curated record. NCBI's taxonomy places the organism in Eukaryota, Fungi, Ascomycota, Pichiomycetes, Pichiales, Pichiaceae. Bases 1 to 3447 code for a protein of 1148 amino acids. Gene Ontology annotation, biological process: mRNA processing; intrinsic apoptotic signaling pathway in response to endoplasmic reticulum stress; protein phosphorylation.
AUGAACAUAAGGUGGCACAAAUUUCAGAUACUUACCUUUCUCUUGUGUCUUACUGGCAUAACCUGUGCGUUUUGGGAUGCUACCAGGAGCAAAAGAUCAAACGACGAUCAAGUGGUUCCACAGUAUGAUGCCUUGGAUGACACAGAAACCCCGACACAGCAGAACAAACAGAUAUUCUUCCAAGAUUAUGGAUCCGAGCUCAGAUCAAUAGAUGACUUCAAGGUCACAAGUUUGUUGUUGGCAUCUGACAUCGAGGGAAACCUGCAUGCUUUGAACCGGAAUACCGGGGAACUGGUGUGGACGCUUUUAGGACAAUCACCACUGGUGCAGAUAUCUAAGCAGGAAGUGGCGAGCGAAACCGUUUUGGGCUCGGAUGGCGAUGAGAAUGGUUCAUAUCCUGUCAACGAAGAGGGGAAGAUAACAUGGAUGAUCGAGCCUUACGAGGACGGUUCAUUGUACUACUUCACCCAAGAGGGUGGCCUUCAGAAACUCUCAUCGAGUGUGCAGAACCUGAUCAAAGAGUCCCCAUUUGCCAUGAAUGGUGGUGAACACGUUUAUACCGGAUCCAGGAAGACCUCGCUCUACAAAAUUGAUGCCAGAACUGGCAGGUUAAUCGACUCCUUUGGACCCGGCUGCGCAAACGAACAGAACGCCCAUAAUCAUGAUCUCACGGGUAUAGAGGAUCUGGAUGAAGCAGUUUACAGCUGCCCGAUUGACGAGCAAGUGGAGGCCGGAACUUCUACCAUCCUUCUGGGCAAAACAACUUAUGACCUUACGAUAUACUCAAAAAACAACACCUCAUGGAACAUUACGUACUCUGCAUGGGGCCCCAACAACCUGGAUAGCGACCUGGUGAGACAGAACUAUGAAUCCCUGGAUGGAGUCUACAUUGCACCCUUUCAUGACAGUUCGCUUCUCGCGAUUGACUCCACCUCCAAAGUUGCCAAAUGGGUUUCCAAUCUUCCCGCCAUUGCAGUCAAUGUUUUCGACAUCUUUUGGGAUCCAUCAGAUGCUGAUACUGAUUUCGGAAGCUUGGAUAGUCAUUUCUUGGUUCUCCCUCAUCCUCUACACCCUAACAUGGGAAACGCUGAGGAAGAAGUAGCUCGCUUGACGGAAGGAACGUUUGUGGAUAGAACCAAAAACGGAUCGUGGUUUGCCAUGUCGGAGUAUAGGUACCCUUCAUUGGUAAAAUCAGCCCCGAUUGCGAAAUACGCUUCCAGCGAAAGAUGGCGGUCAUCAUCUAUUUUCAAGAGCGAGGACAUGAUGAGCAUAGCCAUCGCGGGUGUUCAUCCACGUUGUGGACCAUACUCGGAAUCCGAGAACAGCGAUGUCAAGCAGUUACCCACUGGCUUACCAAAAUCACUUCAAAGUUAUGAAAGAGGACUGUAUGUCCCUGCAACACGAGAAAAGAAUGACCACCAUCUUGCCACUAGAUUUUCGCAAACGUUGCCCACUCCAGACGUUUUAUCCAUUGAUCCUCCUCAGAACGACAGCUCCCUUGAAUCGGGUAUUUUGAGUGGCUCAGUCACAAAGGUUCUGCUGCGCUUGUUUGAGAAUAUAGUGGCAUCCCUAGUAUUGCUGGGAACACUAGUGCUUCUCUCCAAACUGGGAGUCUUACCACCAUUAACGCAGAUUCUCAGUCGUUUUGGUCUUUUCAAAAGAACCCAAAGUGCAGUUGAACUCGUUGAUAUGCUUUUGAAGGAUGAUGUGGUGGAGUUAGAGAAGAGUUUCAAUCUGAUAAAACGUGAAAGGUUUGGAGAGAGCCCAGGAACUAAUGGCGAUGAUGAUGAAGAUAUUGAUAUCUCUACCAUCAUCGAGGAGAAGAAGUUGUUGCAGAAACAAUCUGAUGAUCACGAAACUACGCCGCACGAGAAGAAGAAGAACGUCACAAUUGUUGAACCAGACAGUGGCGGGGAUAAGGAAGAGGGAGAUGAUUCCGCAUUGGUGAAUGCUCCCAAAAAGAGAAAAAGAGGAGCCAGAGGAGGUAAAAGAAACAAAAAGACUCAAGCGGUUACUGAUGAGCAAAGCGUUUCCCCAAGUGAAGGUCUUAAUACUGACAAUGCAAUCUCCGUGAUACCCUCCUCGAUCCCUAAUAAGUCCAACCUGGUGAUCUCUGAUGUUGUACUAGGAUACGGUUCGCACGGAACUGUUGUUUUCAAAGGAUCUUUUGAGAAUAGACCAGUGGCUGUGAAGAGAAUGCUCAUUGAUUUUUAUGAUGUUGCAUCUCACGAGAUCAAUCUUUUGCAAGAAAGUGACGACCACCCUAAUGUGGUGAGAUACUUCUGCUCCCAGGAGAGCGACAGGUUCUUGUACAUUGCACUGGAACUCUGUGGAGCGACCCUUGAGGAUCUGAUCGAGAAGCCCCAGCUGUUCGAAGGCAUUAAGGGCAAGCUUGAUCCGGUCCAAAUACUAUACCAGAUUGCAAAUGGGUUAUAUCACUUGCACUCAUUGAAGAUCGUCCACAGAGAUAUCAAGCCUCAGAACAUACUAGUGGUCCCUCCCAAGAAGAAGCAUGCAAAGAAGAUCACUGCUGUUGAGAACGAAUCGAUAGUUGACGAAUACAGUCCAAUUAGAUUGCUGAUAUCGGAUUUUGGUCUCUGCAAAAAGCUGGAGGCUGAUCAGUCGUCGUUCAGAGCUACAACCGCACAAGCCGCUGGCACUGCCGGCUGGAGGGCUCCUGAGUUAUUGGUGGAUGAUAAUGAUUCCAUUUACAACCCAAGCCUUGCAUCGAGCUCUGCUGGAAUGGCAAUCUCGUCUCAGAGCUCAGAGCCCUUGGUGUUUGAUUCGUUCUCCAACAGACGAUUCACCAGGUCUAUUGAUGUGUUCUCUGCUGGAUGCAUCUUCUACUACGUCUUGACUGGUGGUGCUCAUCCAUUUGGAGACAGAUAUCUGCGCGAGGGUAAUAUUAUCAAGGGAGAAUACUGCUUGGAUCUUUUGGAUGGCAACAUCGAUGCUGUCGAGUCCAAGAAUCUGAUCUCAAGGAUGAUUUCUCGGGACUGUACUAAACGCCCGGACACAGGGACCAUCUUGAAACAUCCUUUCUUCUGGCCAGUUGCCAAGAAGCUCGACUUUCUGCUAAAGGUAUCAGAUAGGUUCGAGAUUGAGCGCAGAGAUCCACCAAGUGAUCUGCUGCUAAGUCUUGAGGCUGUAGCAUUAGAUGUGGUUGGGAAAGAAGGAUGGCACUCCAAGUUUGACCAGAUAUUCCUGGAAAAUCUUGGGAAAUACAGAAAAUACAACACGGACAAACUGAUGGAUCUACUGAGGGCUUUACGCAACAAGUAUCAUCAUUUCAAUGACUUACCAGAGGCCUUGGAGAAAGAAAUGGGGCCUCUACCAGGGGGAUUCUACAACUAUUUUGCCACGAGGUUCCCCAACAUGCUCAUGGCUAUAUAUGGGGUUCUUCAGGAGAACCUCACGCACGAAGACGUGUUCAGACAGUUUUUCUAA